AUGGGCAUGACGCGGACCUUCAAGAGCGGGGACUACCUGGAAGGAAUGUUAAGCGAUUACGUCGGAGGAGGAGGUAAAGGCUCCAACAAGCAUACAAAGACGGCACCGCCACCAUCCAGAAGCUCGGCAGCAGCGAGUUCUGCUCGCCUCGUCACCACGUUAACCUGCCUCCAGUUCGCGUUCGCGGUCUACGCGACGUUCCUCCUCUACUACAUGAGCCCGACCAUCGACCUCCGGACGAAGCCGGACUUCGCGUGGGCCAGCCGCGUGGCCCACGCCUGGAAGCGGCACUUCUUCAUACCGCCCCACGUCGUGGGGCGGUACCAGGAGUCCGCGGCCUCGCUGGUCCGCGAACAACAGGACAUUACUGCUGCGUCAGUGGUGCCAUCACAGGUUUGCGAGCACGAAAAGAUCGAUUUCUUGCAGAAGAAGUCAACGGAUUCCGCCAUGAUCAAGCUCAAGAGGGAGCUCUACGACGAGGUGCUCAACUUCCAGGGGACGACAAUCGGGACAGAGUCUCUGGUCCAGCUCAUGGGGAUGAAGUCGAGGUGGGACAUUCGCAACCCGAUUCGGCCGAAAGUGACUGUCAUCCUCAACCAUUUCAAACGCAAGACGCUGUGUGCUCAGCUGGAUUCGCUUCUCCGCCAGACUCUCCCUUUCCACCAUGUUUGGGUGCUGGCAUUCGGCUCCCCCAACGAGGAGUCGCUCAAGCGGAUCGUGGAGAGCUACAACGAUACGCGGAUUAGUUUCGUGAGCUCGAGCUACGAUUUCAAGUACUACGGGAGGUUCCAGCUCGCAUUGCAGACGGAAGCUGACCUGGUGUACAUUGUUGAUGAUGAUAUGAUCCCCGGGAGGAAGAUGUUGCAGAUUUUGUCACAUGUGGCAGGAACAGAGAAGUAUAAGAACUCUGUUUUGGGGAGUAUUGGCAGGAUUCUGCCCUUCAGGCAGAAGGAUUUCACUUUCCCGAGUUACAGAAAGUUUAGGUCAAAAGAAGCAGGAAUUUACCUGCCUGAUCCUGCUUAUGAUAUCACGGUGGAUAAGAUUGUGCAGGUUGAUUUCCUCUCCAGCUCUUGGUUCUUGUCUGCUGAGCUUGUCAGGACUCUGUUCGUUGAGGCUCCUCUCACUUUCACGACUGGAGAAGAUCUUCACCUUAGCUACCAGCUACAGAAGUACAGAAAUGCAGGGUCGUUCGUGCUACCGGUGGAUCCAAAAGACAAGGAGACGUGGGGAGACAGCGAGCACAGGCUAGCCUAUGUGUCCGAGACCACCGUGAUCUUCAAGGACGUGGUCCAGGUGCGCGACGAUCAAUGGUGGAGAGCGAUGUCGAGUGGUUACGUGACACAGUGGGCUAAGAUGUACCCACAGAAGAUCGAUGCACUCUUCUAUGCGCACUCCAUCGACGAGGUGAAGGUCCUGAGCCCGCUCCUCGAGAAGUUCAGGUCGACGGUGGGGAAGAAAGCGUACAUUGCUGUCCCCGGUGGGACGUUCUGCCCUUGUGAGGAUGCUGCAACUGCACUGAACUGGCCUAAGUUGGUGUGCAAGGAGAGGAGGUUCAAGAUAUUCGAUCUCGGAGUAGGGGCACUGGCAGGUGUAUCGAACUCCGAGGUGCCCGUGGUUCAAUCGGUUUAUGCCAGUAUGAAAGGGCUGAUCAAAAUGCACAAUCCGAGCGUGGUGAUCACGGUGAAUGAUGUCGAUUCUGAUGUGAAGAAAGCUUUGAAGAUGGCUGUGGAGAGUAAUAAUGGCACCACCACUUAUGUGCUUCUCCCUAGGGCUUCUAUUCCCAAGACCCUCUGGAUGGCUGACCUAAGAUCCACUGCCUUGCCAAAUUGGAACAAGAUGAGAAUAUCCGUCAACAUCAUCACUCAAAAUCGUGUUUCGUCGUUGACAAGGCUACUCAAUUCGUUAAGCAAUGCAUACUACUUGGGAGAUGAGGUACCAAUCACAUUCAACAUGGACAGCAAAGUGGAUGAAGCCACAAUAAGGCUAGUGACCACUUUCAACUGGCCACAUGGUCCUAAGACCUUGAGAAGAAGGAUCAUCCAGGGAGGCCUGAUUCGAGCCGUGAGCGAGAGCUGGUACCCUGCUUCGGACGACGAUUUUGGCCUCCUCCUCGAGGACGACAUCGAGGUCUCCCCAUACUACUACCUCUGGAUCAAGUACGCGCUCCUGGCAUACCACUACGACCCCCAGGUAUCGCUCCCCGAGCUCUCCUCGAUCUCGUUGUACACCCCGAAGCUCGUAGAAGUAGUGAAGGAGAGGCCCAAGUGGAAUGCCACAGAUUUUUUCAAGAGAAUCCACCCAAACACUCCCUACCUCCACCAGCUCCCCUGCAGUUGGGGAGCUGUCUUCUUCCCCAAGCAAUGGAGAGAAUUCUACGUCUACAUGAACAUGAGGUUCACCGAAGAUGCUAAAUCGAACCCGGUCCAGAUCCCCAAAUCUCGAACCAACGGGUGGCAGGCGUCGUGGAAGAAGUUCUUGAUCGACAUGAUGUACUUGAGAGGGUAUGUCAGCUUGUACCCUAACUUCCCGGGUCAGGCGAGCUUCUCGACGAACCACAUGGAGCCCGGGGCUCACAUUUCGGCUAAAGACAACGUGGUGAAGCACGACAAGACCGAUUUCGAGGUGCCAUUGAUGAAGGAUGACUUCAGGGGAAUGCUGCCUGGUGCGAAGUUCCCGCCGGUUUCGAAGCUGCCCUCUUUGAACUUGUUCAAUCAGCCUGUGUCGUUGAAGGGUCUGAAAGCUGCUGGUGCAAAGUUGGGGCAGGAUGUGCUGAAGUGUGACAAUGCCACUGAGAUUGUUGCUGUCGAUCACCAGACUGGUCUGCCACAUCGAUGUGUCAAGUUCUGA
Messenger RNA from Linum tenue, 2847 nucleotides. NCBI's taxonomy places the organism in Eukaryota, Viridiplantae, Streptophyta, Magnoliopsida, Malpighiales, Linaceae. The record is from the annotation of a GenBank genome assembly.